Diachasmimorpha longicaudata is the source of this 1967-nucleotide messenger RNA. Its product is annotated as endochitinase. Gene Ontology annotation, cellular component: extracellular region. The transcript has 9 exons. Gene Ontology annotation, biological process: carbohydrate metabolic process; chitin catabolic process. Lineage: Eukaryota; Metazoa; Arthropoda; Insecta; Hymenoptera; Braconidae. The record is from RefSeq and is a predicted model, not a curated record. Gene Ontology annotation, molecular function: chitinase activity; chitin binding. Bases 275 to 1891 code for a protein of 538 amino acids.
UUGUUCAACGUUUGCAUUAGGAUCACGGCCAAUUUUAAAUAUUUUCGUGACUUCAGAGCGGAUAAAGAAGUGAAUGCAGAAGCUUUGUUGUGGUUUGAGUCAUUCAACUCUGCUUGACAUUGAAUUAUACGGAGGUCAAGGCUCGGAGAAAAAAGGAAAGACAACUUUGACCAUUUGGUGGUGAAAUAAUUAGAAUUUUGAUUUUGAGUUCACGAAUGGAAUUUUUCGCGCGGCGAAGAUCGUGUCGGAGUAAUAGGAAAAUUGAGGAUCAAUCAUGAUGAUGACGAAAUCCCUCUUGGCAGUCCAGCUGCUCUGCAUAUUCACUGUGUUUGCAUACGGUGCUGAGCAGCCAUCAAGAAUAGUUUGUUACUUUAGCAAUUGGGCUAUUUACCGUCCUGGACUGGGAAGCUAUGGAAUUAAAGAUGUUCGUGGAGAUCUCUGUACUCACGUUAUCUACUCAUUCAUCGGAGUGAGCAAUGUCACGUGGGAGUAUCUAGUACUAGAUCCGGAAUUGGAUGUUGAGAAAAGUGGAUUCAAGGAGUUCGUCAAUUUAAAAAAUAAAUUUCCGGGAUUGAAAACCGAAGUGGCUGUUGGUGGAUGGGGAGAGGGUGGAAGAAAGUAUAGUGCACUUGUCGGUAACAAGCAGAGAAGAGAUACUUUCAUAAAGAGUGUUGUGGCUUUUAUGCACCAAUAUGGAUUUGACGGAUUUGACCUCGACUGGGAAUAUCCUGGUGCAACUGACAGAGGCGGUAAAUACUCAGACAGAAACAAUUUCUUCUACUUCGUUGAGGAGCUGCGACGUGCCUUCGACAGAGAGCAGAAGGGAUGGGAGAUUACCAUGGCUGUCCCAAUGGCCAAAUUCCGUCUCAACGAGGGCUACCACGUGCCAGAGCUCUGCCAGAAUGUCGAUGCUAUUCAUGUAAUGGCGUAUGAUUUAAGAGGCAAUUGGGCUGGAUUCGCUGAUGUGCACAGUCCUCUUUACAGGAGACCACAUGAUCAAUAUGCAUAUGAGGCUCUCAAUGUGAACGAUGGACUCAAACUUUGGGAAGAUUUUGGAUGCCCAGCCAACAAACUUAUCGUGGGAGUGCCAUUCUACGGAAGAACAUUCACUCUCAGUGCCAGUAAUAAUAAUUACAAUUUAGGUACUUAUAUAAAUAAGGAGGCUGGUGGUGGUGCACCUGGAGAAUUUACCAGAGCUAAGGGAUUCCUUGCAUAUUACGAGAUUUGUGCAGUCAUCAAUGAUCCGCACAGUGGAUGGACCAGAAAAUAUGAUGAUGUCGGGAAAGUACCGUAUGCCUACAAAGGAACUCAAUGGGUUGGAUACGAAGACCCGGACAGUCUCCAAAUAAAAAUGGAUUGGAUAAAAUCAAAGGGUUACGCAGGGGCUAUGAGCUGGGCUAUUGACAUGGACGACUUUCACGGAAUCUGCGGAGAGAAGGACGUUUUGACCAAAGUUCUUCAUAAAAAUAUGAAAGAUUACAGGGUGCCAGAGCCAAAACGGAAUAAUAAGCCCAGGCCAGAGUGGGAUAGGCCCCCAAGUACGACUCCAAGCUUCCAGGAUAGGCCCACGCCUCCGAAGAAGGAGACUGAAGAGACAACUAGACCGAGCUAUCACCCGAAACCUCAACCCACUCGACCAGCUGGACCUGUGAAGCCACCAGUUACUCCAGAUAUCGAUGAGGGUGACAACGAGAUCCAGUGCAGUGGACAGGACUUUAUGGCAGGAAGAGACUGCGCCUCGUAUUAUCGUUGUGUCUACGGAAAACCAUUGAAAUUCCAGUGCGCGUCGGGUCUUAUCUUCAACCCUGACAAAUUCGUCUGUGACUGGCCAGCGAACGUAGACCGCACGCAGUGCCAUGAAUCACAUUAUUAUUCGUUAAUAGCAAAAUAGACUAAGAGACGUGAAAAGCAGAUACUCAAUAUAUUGUCAUUAGAAUGAUAAGAAAAUAAAAUAGAAUUAUAUUUCA